Entamoeba invadens IP1 is the source of this 312-nucleotide messenger RNA. RefSeq lists its product as hypothetical. Gene Ontology annotation, biological process: protein folding. The transcript has a single exon. The record is from RefSeq and is a predicted model, not a curated record. Gene Ontology annotation, cellular component: prefoldin complex. Lineage: Eukaryota; Evosea; Mastigamoebida; Endamoebidae. The coding region runs from base 1 to 312 and encodes 103 amino acids.
AUGGAGAAUUAUCAAGGAGCAGUUCGACAAUACAACAGUGUUCAUUCUCGAAUGAUGAUGAUGCGGAAAGAGCUUUAUCGCAUUGAGAUGGUGUUGAGUGAACUUGAGGUGCCUCCAACAAACACGUACGUGGCGCUUGGGAAGGCUUUUGUGUUGUCUGACUGCGACUACCUCAAGAAAGAUAUAUCCGAGAAGCGUGACACUCUUGACAAAGACAUUAAAAAACUCGAACCAAUGGAUGUCUCUCUCGCCAAAAAAGUCAAUGAGGCACAAGAAGAAAUUAUCAAACUCGCAAAGCAAAAGGCUCUUUGA